CGCCCGGGGAGCGGCGACCCUGGCCCCGCGGGGAGGAACGCUGAAGUAAAUGUAACCCCGCUGAGGUUUGUGCUUGCCCAGCAUGUCCAGCCAGCUGACCGAAAGUGUCAUCAAGGGAAUAAUCCGCCAAGUGGGACUGGAGUGCGCUGCCCGGGGACAAACCCUCUCUGAAACCUUGGUGGCGUUCAUGGUGAGAGCUGUUGUUUUAGAUCCAAGAAAUGGCUUUACUAUGGAUCAAAUCCUUACAGAAAAAGAUGUGCAAGAUUUUAUCCAGCUCUGUGUUACCAGACUGCUUGACACAACAAAUCCAUCCCUGAGCACAAUUAAGAUGCAAGUUUACUUCGAUAUGAACUAUGCCAACCGAGAUGAAUUACUCCGUGAGCAGCAGCGCAUUCUGAAAGGAAAACUGGCUCCUGUGGUCAGAGAUAUCACAGAUCGUUGUCCUCAUCUGCAAGAAGAAAUAGAGAAAAUGUACCAAAAUAUUGUUAGCUAUGCACUGCUGAGCUCUGGCCUGGGAUCCCCUACAGAUAUUGAGAAUGUCAGGGAGGUAACAGCUGCCUUGCAGAGUGUAUUCCCCCAGACAGAGAUGACUGCUUUCAUUUCACUCAAUAAGAAGGACAAAGAACAAGAGCUGAAAGAUCUUGCCAUGCUAGUCACAGGAAUUCGGUUGUACAACAAGGAGUGCAUGAAAGGAGGAAGGAGCAUUGAUGACUUGCCAGCCAUUCUGAAUGAAGCCAUUCCAUCAGCUACACAGACUGUCGAUGAAGGUCUUAAUACCUGCCACAUGCUAGCUCACAAGUACACAGCUCUGUUGGAAUCCAUGCAGGAAGACCCCCACAGAUAUAUGCAGCUUAGUUCGUUUAAAUUAAAAGAAGCACUUUUCAAUGUGAGACAGUAUGAGGCCUUCCUUUGCAUCCUUCUGUCUGAUGCAAUUACCAGUGCUCAAGAAGUUGAAACGUUGAGUGUUCAGUUUACAGCAACAAUGAUGCAACUCAAAAACACAGUUCAGGAUAAGAUUUCCAUAGAUUCCAAAGAAGUUUUUCCUCUGUUUCUUGAACUUUCUAAACUCUGGACCGGCUUUCAGGAUGAAAUGCUACUGCUAAGCUUCCUCACAAGUAUGACUAGCAAUCUGCAACAGUUCUUGGAAAUCCACUCACAGCUUUUUCCUGAGGAAGUGCUAACAUCUCUUCUGGAAGGUGUGACCGUGAAAAGUGAUGAGGAAAGGAUAAGAGAAACCAUGGGAAUCAGAGUGAAUGUUUCUGACUUCAAGAACCAAGAAUGGCUUUUUCCAGAGACAACUGAUAAUUUUGAUCAGCUGCUAAUCCAGUACCAUAGUUUCUGUGCACAUGCAAUUGGUGUGAGAGGCCUCAUCCUACCAGGAAAUCCUGCUAUUGGAAUUUUGAAGCACAAGGCGAAAUAUUAUGUUUUCAGUUCCAAAGAAGCUGCAUACAGCUUUGCUCAAGAUCCAGAUAAGUUCAUUCAGUUGAAUGUAGAAAAAGCAAAAGAAUAUGCAGAGCUAAUUCAAUUGCUUGAGCUCCAUCAUCACUUUGAAUACCUUUUUCCACGUGCACAGGCCAGAAUUGCAGACAAAUGUUUGAUGAAACCAACAGCAAAAUGCAACAGUAGUACUCAAACUGAUACUCAUAUCUUGCCUCCAACUAUUGUGAGAUCCUAUGAAUGGAAUGAAUGGGAACUGAGAAGAAAAGCUUUAAAAUUGGCCAAUUUGCGUCGCAAAUUAACUCACUCCAUGCAGACUGAUCUCAGCCAUAUGAAAAGAGAGAACUUCACCCAGGUGUACUUGCUAAAAGAGGUGGGCACCCAGACUAAACGUGACAACUCCAGCAAUGUACCCAGACCACAGAUUUUCUUGAAAGGUCUCCGAGGACAAUCCUCUCCUACUACUCAUAUGGUCAAAGUAGACUUAACAAGAGCAGUAGAUGAAACCUAAGUGGAAAUAAGAAACCUGAAGAGACGUAUUGAAUGUGUAUAUAAAAAUCCCUGAAUAUAUCUGAAUUCAGGUAUUAAAGAUGCUGCUGUGUCUGUUGAUUCCAGGAGCAGUAAUCUUAUCUAUUGUGGCUUCUGACUGGCCUUAGGUGAUAGAAAUGAUAAGCCUGAAGCACACAGAUUUCAAACAGCUAUUUUGGAUCAAGAUGUUCCCAAGGACUUUGACCUAAACUAACAUUUAAAUGUGCAGUGUGUGUUCUGGGAUUUUCUUCAAGAUUUAAUACAACUUUUGGUUGUUGAAACGCUGUUGUUAAGUGAAAUAAGAGAGUCACCCAAUUUGUCACAGCUCUAGCCUUAGAGCAGAAUUGUCAGGAAGGUAAAACGAGCAAAAUAAAACCAGUCUGGGUCCUUGGGCCUGCGCAUUUGUGCUGGUGUUAACCCGACCCAAUGAGUGUAACCCAUUGCAGGGACGUUGAGAAAAGGGAAUCUGUUUUGGAUUACUCUGGCAGCCCUUUGGAUCUCUAGUAAUUUCUGUAUUUGUUGGCUAAACAGUGUGCUGGGAAGCACACUGCAAACCAUAGGAACUUCAGGGCACCUUUUCCAAAGCUCUGUUUUGUUUGUGUUUGAAAAACUAAAGCAAAACAGGAAAAGGUUUUUAGCUUUAUGUAACUGUGUCAGGGAAAUAUGUGCCAGGUCUGAUCAAUGCAACUGGCAGCCAGUAUUUCUGUGUGUGAAAAGCCGCAUCAUUUGAGCUAUAAAAUGAAACAUCUUCUCAAAUGGAAGCAGGGGAUACUUCAAAUCAGAGAUUCUUUUCAUGACAACAAAGAGGUCCACAAGUUGCUAUCUGCAAAAUGUCCGGGUGCACAACUGUGAUUGCAUAGGGUGUGCUAAGGUUUCUAAACCUCCUUUUGUGUGUGUGUGUGUGUGCGCAGUGUGGUGCAGCAUGGUUUCCUGGUCAUUGUUACACAAGCCUGUGACAAUGAAGCUCGAAGAUUCAAGCUGCUGAGUGAUUUUUCUGGGGCAUUGUGCUUCCAAGGUAUCUGGCUUCACUUUUAAAAGUUACACAACUGGGAUAAAUCCACAAAGCAGUAUUAAAAAAAAACAACAAAGGAGCUGGAGGAGAGCACUCAGAAAGAACUUUGCUAAAUUGUUUUUCACUGGGUGAUUUUAUCUUUUGGGAAAAUAAACUGAACAGUAGCAGCCAGAUGUGCUGCUCUUCCAUGUUUUUAAAUUAUGAGCUGGCACCAAUGAUUAGAUUUAUUAAUAAAAACAUGAAUGCAAUUACCACCUGCAGCUUUUUUUUUAAAAAAAAAGAAAGGAAAAAUACCCUAUUGCUGCUUUAUUAAACACUUUCUUUUGCUGUGAUCUCUCUGUAUUUUGACCAUCAUUCACUUUGAAGCUUUUCAGUUACAGGUUUUACCAACAAACUGGUAUUUCAUUUUUUUUAUCUCAGUUAUACAGGCUGCCCAGGGAGAUGGUGGAGUCUCCCUCUCUGGAGACAUUUAAACCCCACAUGGGUGUAUUCCUGUGUCACCCGCUCCAGGUGACCCUUCCUUGGGAGGGGGUUUGGACUGGGUGACCUCCAGAGGUCCCUUCCAACACUAAAGAUUCCGUGA
This is a messenger RNA of Myiozetetes cayanensis, 3560 nucleotides long. RefSeq names its product cilia and flagella associated protein 206 (gene CFAP206). The record is from RefSeq and is a predicted model, not a curated record. The transcript is spliced from 12 exons. Lineage: Eukaryota; Metazoa; Chordata; Aves; Passeriformes; Tyrannidae. Gene Ontology annotation, cellular component: ciliary basal body; axoneme. Gene Ontology annotation, biological process: sperm axoneme assembly; regulation of flagellated sperm motility; regulation of cilium beat frequency. The coding region runs from base 83 to 1948 and encodes 621 amino acids.